GCUUUCUAAAGCACGAAACAAUUGAUCUGCUUCCUCCCACUUACACUCCACUCACCCCCAUCACCACCAUCACUACCAGAGCCGCAACAAAAAUGUCAUCAACAGAGUCCCUCAUCCUCCAACUCCAUGAAAUCUCCGCCGUCAAAUUCGGCAACUUCAAGCUAAAAUCCGGCAUCUACUCCCCUAUCUACAUAGACCUCCGCCUCAUCGUCUCCUACCCUUCCCUCCUCCGUCAAAUCUCCCACUCCCUCCUCUCCGCUCUCCCUCCCCACACACCCUUCAACCUCAUCUGUGGCGUCCCUUACACUGCCCUCCCAAUGGCCACCUCCAUCUCUCUCGACACAUCCAUCCCCAUGCUCAUGCGCCGCAAAGAAGUGAAAGAUUACGGCACAGCCAAGUCCAUCGAAGGCGUUUACGAAAAGGGUCAAGUUUGUUUGGUGGUGGAAGACCUUGUAACAUCAGGAGCAUCGGUUCUUGAAACCGCAACGCCGCUUCGGGCUUUAGGAAUCAACGUAACGGACGCUGUCGUGGUUAUAGAUAGAGAACAAGGCGGGAGGGAGACGUUGGAGGAGAAUGGGAUUAAGCUUCAUGCUCUGUUUACUUUAACAGAGAUGGUGAAGGUUUUGAGAGCCAAAGGGAAGUUAGAGGAAGACAUGGAGAGUUUGGUCAUGAGGUUUUUGGAGGAAAACAAGAAAGUGGCUGUGCCUAAGAUUGAGAGAGUGAGAGUUAAGAUUUUGGGAUUUGAAGAAAGGGCUAAGUUAGCUAAGAAUCCAACUGGGAAAAAGCUGUUUGAGGUUAUGGUUGAGAAAAAGAGUAAUCUCUGUUUGGCUGCUGAUGUUGGGACGGCCGCUGAGUUGCUUGAUAUUGCUGAGAAGGUUGGACCAGAAAUCUGUCUAUUGAAGACCCAUGUUGACAUAUUGCCUGAUUUUACUCCUGAUUUUGGUUCUAAACUUCGUGCGAUCGCAGACAGACAUAACUUUUUGAUCUUUGAAGACCGUAAAUUUGCAGACAUUGGUAACACAGUGACAAUGCAGUAUGAAGGAGGUAUCUUCCAUAUAUUGGAUUGGGCUGAUAUUGUUAAUGCACACAUAAUCUCUGGUCCUGGAAUUGUGGAUGGACUGAAAUUGAAGGGUUUGCCUCGUGGUAGGGGCCUGUUGCUACUUGCUGAAAUGAGCUCUGCUGGUAACCUUGCCAAGGGAGAUUACACAGCUGCUGCAGUUAAAAUUGCUGAAGAACAUUCUGAUUUUGUCAUUGGUUUCAUCUCAGUCAAUCCAGCAUCAUGGCCUGGGGCACCAGUAAAUCCAGCGUUCAUUCAGGCAACCCCUGGAGUUCAAAUGGUAAAGGGUGGUGAUGCCCUUGGCCAGCAGUAUAACACUCCAUAUUCUGUAAUAUUUGAUAGGGGUAGCGACAUAAUAAUUGUGGGUCGUGGAAUCAUUAAGGCAGUAAACCCUGCCGCGGCAGCUGGUGAAUACCGCCUUCAAGGAUGGGAGGCAUACAUGGCUAAAUGCUCUUGAGAGGAUCGUUCAUACUUGCUUAAGCGCCUUUAUGUAAUACAAUUCCCUAAUAAAUACGAGCCAAAUUUUGCUAAAUCUAUGAUUUUGCAUGUUUGGGCUCGGAACACUCUUUGUAAGCUGAGGCUAUGCCUUUUCAUUUUGUUUGCCCACUGCAAUUGUCCUCUUGCGUUCAUCAUCAAUUACAAACUUCCCUUGAUUUCAUAUUGUGCUUUAUUACUUGCAUCUUUUUUCAGAUUUAUUCUCUUCAUUGACAUCUGUUUCUCAUAUUCUCGUGUCAUUAGCAUUUCCCGUUAAUCACGCAUUGAUAAAAGGUGGACCAUGUUUCUUGAUCGACUUUGAUUCUCAUGAGCAACGACUUUGACUUCUUUUGGUUCACUGGAGUCCCGUAAACAACGGAAUCAACAAAGCAUCUUGAUUGAAAACAAAGAAGAAAAAAACUCGUUAAGUUUUUGGAAUCUUAUCGCAUAUAUUAGCUAUGAAAAAUUUCACCGUCAGAAUAUAAAAGAUGAACUGUCUAUAGAACUCUCCAUUAUGUAGGUUUUGUUGAUUUUGAGUUUUGGGACCAAAUUGUUGUAAAGAUGAAGACAAUUAGCAGCCAGCCACAUGAGCUAUUGCUUGAUGUACAGGAUAUUUUACAGGUUACAUAUUUCAAGGAAUGUUCUUUUCCCUUUAGACUUUAUGUGUUGUUUCUCUUUGUUCUUGCUGCUUUAUUGACCAACACAAAAUUUUUGCUCAAAAACAAAUGGACCAAGACAAUUGAUGUUCUUGUGCUUUAUAGACCAAGACAUUUUUUUACUCAAAAACAAGUUGACCAAGACGAUUGAAGUUCCAUGGCAUCUUUGAUCAUGGUAAUGACAAUCAUGGGAUGUGGAAUUAUGACCUCUAGAACUCCAACAGAGGGAGGGGAGCUCGUGAAAAUGAUAGCUACGGUGACGGUGAUGGGAUGAUUUAUAGACUUCAGACUUUCUGGUUCCCACUUCCCACUGCUUUCUUAUUCAAGCUUAUAAUAUACAGUUCUCUGCUCAGCAUUUCAGUCAAGCUCUUGUGAAAACUAUUAAAGCCAUAGCAAGGCCAUUCCUUUGCUUGUGAAAGUUGGUUUUAGCAUCCAUGAUUACUGCAAUCCAUUUUUAAAAGAUUGAAGCUGAAAGAGCACGCUCCUAACUCUCAAAGAAGAUACAACUAUAUUGCUCGAGCUAUUUAAUGAUGGCAUAUUAUUUUUAUGGAGUAUAGCUUUCUAAUGGAUUAUAUUUUCAGUUGAUGUUUCCAAGAAAUUUGAUUAAGGCCAUUGGGAUUUGAGGCAUUAGAGAUUAUUACCCGUAUUUGCUACCUUGAAAAAGAUGAUUGUGGCAUCCAUCGAUUGGAAGUAAAUGAUCAUUAGUUCCUCUUCUAGCAAAUGAGGUCUUGUUCUUCUAAAGUACCUUUCCAUCCCUGAGAACAUGCCCUAUGUUUUCAGGCAUUGGUUUUAUAGCUGCUCUAUAUUUUGCCAAUGGAUGCCAGAGUUUUUCUUGGCGCAUGAGGUUAGAAGCAUUGUUGUUCAAUGGACAAUGGGCAUUAUAGAGUCCAAUCCAAA
Molecule: messenger RNA, 3084 nt
Organism: Durio zibethinus
Lineage: Eukaryota; Viridiplantae; Streptophyta; Magnoliopsida; Malvales; Malvaceae
Product: uridine 5'-monophosphate synthase-like
Biological process (GO): 'de novo' pyrimidine nucleobase biosynthetic process; 'de novo' UMP biosynthetic process
Molecular function (GO): orotate phosphoribosyltransferase activity; orotidine-5'-phosphate decarboxylase activity
Source: RefSeq, a predicted model, not a curated record